Molecule: messenger RNA, 2333 nt
Organism: Linum trigynum
Lineage: Eukaryota; Viridiplantae; Streptophyta; Magnoliopsida; Malpighiales; Linaceae
Source: the annotation of a GenBank genome assembly
GCCAGAAAACAAUGGUCAAAAUGUUCGAAUGAAGAACGGCCCGUGUCUAAUUCCCCAUCCUUAUUUUUCUCUCUAAUCUGAUCCUCUUCCUACCUACCUUAGUUCUUAUCGCUCCAAAAGACAUUCUAAUCAUAUGGGCUUCUCUCCAGUUCUUUAAUAUUACAUGACCAAUUUCAGCUGGCGUGACGAUGGCUGGGAAUAUUUCCCCCAGUUCUUUAAUCCUUAGUAACUCUGUCUCUUUCCCUCUUGUAAUUUUCUACUCCCUCCCUUAAAAAUUCAAUGCCGGGUUUUGUAGAAUGGUCAUGGCGGCUCAGUUAGGUGCACACCAGAACCAAACUUCAUAUGGCAUCCUCGUCUUCUCAUAUUUAUGUUCUCCCUGCUUCUGAUUCUUUCUACAAGUAAGCAAAUCGAAAGAUGAAAUUCUGCCAGGGAGUUUUCCUGGAGGAACAGAACGAGACCAGCUAUCAAAUGCUCAGUAGCUCAGGGAGCUCGCUGGAAGAAAAAGCUUGCCGAUGCAAAAGGUUGCUAACAAAGUUGAAGCCCAAAUGCCAAUCAAGAGUUGAUGGACGGAAGCAGCAAUAUGCAGACAUGGCGGUGAUUUUGGGGAUAGACCAGGGAACUGGUCUCCGGAGGAAGAUAGUGUUGAGAAGACAUUGUUCAGGGUUGAAGUUGGCUACAAGGCUAAAACUGUAUCUUGACCAGAAGCAAAAUGAAGACAGCAAAACCAAGUUCCUUGUGGCUCAAGGCUCAGAAGAACAUGAAUCAAAGGAACAUUGUUGUGGUGAUGAACCUCCAAGGAAGAAAGCUCCAGAGAGGACAACCUCCACAAUCAAAAGAGAGCUUCCGGGGUCCCCAUUUGGCUGGCCGCUUCACAGGAGAAAACUGCCUCAGAAGCAAGCGAGUUUGAGGAAAUGUAGCAGCAUCAGUGAAUCCUCUUCUUCUUCAUCAUCUUGGUCCACUUUAGUUUCUGCAUUUUCGAGACAGUCGUCGGCUAGAAGGAAGCCUCCUGCAUCAGAAUUCUGGGAGGAAUCUGGAACUGAUGAGGAAAGGAUCCAGAAGUCAAAAGUUGACUUUAACUACAGAGGAUGUAUCUGUUCUAAUCAUAAUGAUGAUGACGACGAGAUCAACAGCGUUCUCAGUUUGAAAUCCUCUGAAUGCAAACUGUUUAGCCAUGGAGAGCUGAAGAAAGCCACUCGAGAUUUCUCUUCGACGAACUUGGUCGGAGAGGGAGGCUGCAGCAGCGUGUACAAAGGCUGCUUUCCUGAUGGGAAUUCAGUUGCAGUGAAAGUUCUCAAGCAUUACAAGGAAGCUUGGAAUGACUUCUCAUUAGAAGUUGAAAUCAUGUCUUCAGUAAAGCAUCGAAAUAUCACCCCUCUCAUUGGUGUCUGCAUUGAAGAAGGCUCUCUAAUCUUGGUCUAUGAUUUCUUGUCCAAUGGCAGCUUGGAGGAAAGCCUGCAAGAUGAUGGUGAGAAGGCUGUAUUGCCUUGGGAUGUGAGGUUCAGAGUGGCUGUUGAAGUUGCUGAAGCUCUGAGUUACUUGCAUAGAGAAUGUCCUAGGCCAGUCAUCCACAGAGAUGUCAAGUCUUCCAAUAUUCUCCUGUCCAGUGAUCUUCAGCCACAGUUAUCAGAUUUUGGGCUUGCCAUAUGGGGCCCAACAAAAUCAGCCCACAUGACAAACAAAGACCUUGUGGGAACCUUUGGCUACAUAGCUCCAGAGUACUUCAUGCAUGGGAGGGUGAGUGAGAAAGUAGACGUCUACUCAUUUGGUAUAGUUCUGCUCGAACUGGUCUCGGGAAGGAAAGCAAUUAUCACAAAAGAUUGCUCAAAGUCACAGGAGAGCUUAGUCAAAUGGGCGAUUCCAUUGAUGGAAAGUGGGAAUCACAGAGGGUUACUUGAUCCAAGGUUAAUGAGUGAGCAAGUGGACGACUCCCAAUUGGGUAGAAUGGUUUUGGCAGCCAGUCUUUGCACCAAAGCCUCAGCUAGAUUGCGUCCAACAUCAAGCCAGAUCAUUGAACUUUUGAAAGAAGAGAAAUGCGAAAAAGAAUGGACAAGUUCCUACGUCAACUAUUUAAUAGAGACGAGUAAUGAAGAGGAAGGUGAUGAUGAAAGUCUUCCCAAACGUGAUUACAAGUCUUCUUUGCACACUUCAUGGCUGAACUUAGGCUUGGAAGAUGAGUUAGAAAGCAACAGGAUCAUUGUCCAGCCAAGGAAAAAACUGAAGGACUACUUAAAAGAAGAGCAAUUUUAAUAAUUGUUACUAAACUUCAAGUCUUCAACCACACAUCUAAUUUUUAGAAGAAAUUCAAUAUUACCCUAUAAAUUUUGUUCCAAUGU